AUGAGCAUGAACAGUAGCAGCGGCGGCGUUUGGCAGAGCAACAACGGUUACUAUGGGUAUGGCUACGGAGGAGGAGGUUACGUGGAGAAGAGACAGCUGUUCCUUAAGAGCUACCAGUUCUCGAGGAAACAGAGCUUAACGGAGAAGAUCAAGAGAUCUGUGAGGAGAGUGGUGAAGAAAGUGGUUUGGAUGAGGUUGAAAUCCGCUCGGAGGCUGAAACGCGUGGUUUGGUCGCGUGUCAAAACGGCGUUUUUCAACCGCCGUAGACGUUUCUUUCGUCUUCUGCACCCAAACAAGAAGACUUCCUCCUCCUACUGCUUCUACUAG
This is a messenger RNA of Microthlaspi erraticum, 327 nucleotides long. Lineage: Eukaryota; Viridiplantae; Streptophyta; Magnoliopsida; Brassicales; Brassicaceae. The record is from the annotation of a GenBank genome assembly.